UCUAUUUCUAGGCCGCUCCGGGCUGUGAUGUGAUUGGCUGUUGGACCUGUCAGUCAGGGUGUCCUUGCCGUCUAUUUCCGCCCUGUUCCAGAGGCAGUGUACUCUUCGAUUGUUUACGUUACUAGCGCAGUAAUUUGACCUUAAUUCACAGGUUGUGUGUUUGGCUGUCUGUGAUGCUUGGAGAGAGGCUGUGCAGCAGGGACAGGCCGAUGGUGGCAACAUGACUUCUGAGUAACGCAUAGUUACUUUCUGUGCUCAGAAUGAACAGCGAAGAAGAGUUUUACGACGCUGAGACAGGGCUGGAGUCGGACGAUUCCUGUGAGGUCAGUUUUAAGGAUGCCCUGGUGUUUGACAGUAAGCAGGUGACUGACGGCAGCGCCACGCAUGAGAAUGGAGUCUGGGAGCGCAGGAAAUCCCUGCCAGCUGAAAUGAUCUCCAGAAACAAUUUCAGUGUUUGGAGUAUACUGAAGAAAUGCAUCGGCAUGGAGCUGUCCAAAAUAGCGAUGCCGGUCGUGUUCAACGAGCCGCUGAGCUUUCUCCAGAGAAUCUCGGAGUACAUGGAACACACUCACCUCAUCCACAAGGCCUGCAGUUUGCCUGACUCGAUAGACCGCAUGCAGGUUGUUGCUGCGUUUGCUGUUUCGGCUGUAGCAUCUCAAUGGGAAAGGACUGGAAAGCCAUUUAAUCCUUUACUGGGGGAGACGUAUGAGCUCAUAAGGGAGGAUGAAGGAUACAGGUUGAUCUCAGAGCAGGUGAGCCACCACCCACCUGUCAGUGCCUUCCACGCUGAGUCUCUGAAACAAGAGUUCGAGUUUCAUGGCUCCAUCUAUCCGAAACUCAAGUUCUGGGGCAAAAGUGUGGAGGCCGAGCCCAAAGGCACGAUGACGCUGGAGCUCCUGAAACAUAAAGAAGCGUACACGUGGACAAACCCCAUGUGUUGUGUACAUAAUAUCAUUUUGGGGAAACUCUGGAUUGAGCAAUAUGGAACCGUGGAGAUAGUCAACCACAGCACAGGAGAUAAGUGCGUGUUGAACUUCAAAGCGUGUGGCAUGUUUGGGAAGGAGCUGCACAAAGUCGAAGGUCACAUCCAGGACAAAAGUAAGAAGAAGCGACGAGUGAUUUAUGGGAAGUGGACGGAGUGCAUGUACAGUGUGGACCCCAAGGUCUACGACUCAUACAAGAAGUCAGACAAGAAGACAGCAGGAGACUCCAAAAAGCUGAAACCGGAACAUAGUUGUGAAGGUGAGGAAGCAGAUGACAUGCCAGAAGUUCAAGAGACCGUGACUGUGAUACCAGGAAGUGCCUUACUGUGGAGGAUAACGCCGCGGCCUGCUCACUCAGCACAGAUGUAUAACUUCACCAGUUUUGCCAUGACACUGAACGAGCUGGAGCCUGGCACGGAGAGACUGCUGGCACCGACAGACUGCCGGCUCAGGCCCGACAUCAGAGCCAUGGAAAAUGGAGACAUAGACGCGGCAAGUAGAGAGAAAGAGCGAUUAGAGGAGAAACAAAGGGCCUCACGCAGGGAACGCUCCAAGGAUGACGAGGAGUGGACGACCAGGUGGUUUCAGCUGGGAAUGAACCCUCAUACAGGAGCUGAGGAUUGGCUGUACACAGGUGGAUACUUUGACAGGAAUUACACUGACUGCCCCAACAUUUAUUGACGCAGCAGGUGCUCGGCGUGAAGAUCUCCUGUCUGAUAGGAUUCACUUUUAUGUCUCAGCAUCUAAGAUUUGUGUCUCUGUGACGUUCAGGCGCUCACUGGUACCGUCUGUGUGUGAAUCAGCGAAAAAAGCUGAUAUCAAAAUGUCAUCAGACCAGUUUAUCAGAUUAUGACUGUGAACCUUGUGCACAGGAGAAAUGUUAUGUUAAGGAGAAUUUUAGAGUCACUGAACGUUUUCACAUCGAACAUCUUCAACUUUAUAUGCCCUAAUCAUGAUUCUGACAAUAACAGUCCACAUGUAUGUUACUCACCUUUUGCAGGUUUUAAACCAGAUGUGUGUGUGUGUGUGUGGGUGUGUGAGUGAGUGAGUGUGUGUGUGUGUGUGUGUAUGAGACCAUGCUGCUGCAGGACACAAAGCUCUAGAGGAUACGUUCAGUUGUAGUACAGGUACUCAGCCAUAGUAGUCAUACCACACACUUCUGUCCGGUUGCAUUCAGAUAUCAGGGGUUAUUUAAACACAUCAGUUACCUUUAUAUAGAAACUAUUUGAAUGUUGAUUGUCUGUUUUAGUUAGCUGUAAAACAUCCUGAAAACGUCACCCGUGUGAUCCUGUGAAUAGAGACUUACAGUAUAGAUGAAAGCUGCUUAUAACCAUGUUUACUGGUAUCGAAGUAAACGGACGUUGUUGGUACAUUAUAUUGUUGUCCACUCUAACAUAGAUGAUGUGUAUAAUAAUUGGUGCAUGCAUGGCCACCAAGAUGGUUAUUUACACAAGUUAAAGCCAUAAAAACCUUUUGUGCACUGAGUAUGUACAGUGUAAAUGCAUUUGCGUGAAAUGCUAGAACAGCAAAGGGAUACAGAGCGUGUUGGUUCAAAGCGGGAGGUUUUUACAGUCUGACACUACAACUACCAUGUUGAUGGAACAUUUUGAGCCUCAGUCAAAACAAUUAUAAUCCCAUUAUUAUUACUUCUCGUGUGACUUUGAUUUGGUGCAUAAUCCUGCACUAAGUUUUAGAACUACGAAUUCCAUCAUUUGAGGGAUGUGAACAGGAAAUAUAAGGCUGCCAUGGAGUCCGAUAGGUUGUAAGCUUUGGGCUACAAAAGAACCAUGUUUUUUUUUAGCCUGUAUUUGUUUACAUUUUGGCAAGUGGUCACCGUUAAGCAUAUCCUGAAUCAGCUGUAAGCACUUCCUGUCUGCAGUGUGUCCUGUGUAUUCAGCAUCCAGAUGUUCGAAUCCGCCGACUCCACAGAGUUGACUCAUUCUGAAUAUGCAAACUGGUCCACUGAUGCACAGGUAACUAUCCCUGCAUUAUUUUCAUACCGAAGAAAUUUUAAAAAUGUGAUGUUUCUCAGGCAGGUGAUAUAAAUUAGGAUAUGGUUUCUAAACGGAGUUUUGGAUGUUUAUUUUGUGAGUUAAUGCAGAAAGUGCUAAGUGAUGCUGAGUCUAAAAAUGUUUCGUGUGUUUUUGACUGACUUAUGACCCUGAAACAGAGUGUCAGUUUUUAGGAAAGACGAGACUCACGCCUCACAGCUGAAUAGCUCAGGUUUAAAGGGACAGUCCCCCCUGAUAUCAAGAACACAUUUUUUUUCCUCUUCAGUGCAAUUCAUCCAUCUAGAUUGUUUUGGUGUGGGAGAGUUUUGGAGAUUUCGGCUCUGGAGAUGUCUGAUUCCUUUCUAAUAUGAUGUAACUAGAUGGCUUGCAGUGCUUUAAGCUUAAAAAAAAUUAAAAAAAACACACACUUUAAAAACUCAGCCGAGGAGGACUCAGUAAUUAAUGUUUACAUCCCUUCUGCAACGUGAUACGAAAAGAAAGUAGUUCCUACACGAAACUGCUCACGAGAAGUUCCGUGGAUUAUCCUGAGUAAUCGGGUUGUGAUUCCUGGAAAGCAUCUCUGCCGUUGAGUUUUGCUGCAAUCAAAGUGCCACCCAGUUUCAUUAUAUUAGAGAGAAUACGGACAUCUCUGCAGCUGAUAUGUCCAAAACUCAGACCAAACAAUCUGGAUGGAUAAACAGAAUUACACAUGAGAGAAAGAAUUUGGAUUUUGGGACGAACUGUUCCUUGCAAACUGAAAGCUGUGUCAUAAUGACUCCUGACUGUGGGAAACUUGCUUCACACUUCAAACUUAACUGAAUGUUCUCAAACUUACCGGUCGUUUUUCCACCAAUAGAGCUGCUUUGUCGGACGCGGCAGCAGCACACAAGGCAGGACGCUGUAGCCAUUGUAAUCCUAUGCAAACUGAUCCACCCAGUCUGCCCUCCUGAAAUGUGAAAAUUAAAAAUAAAACACUAACUCCUGUUUAGCUAGUAGCCAGUGUGUGCUUCAGACACUACAGAGGCACCAGAUAAUGAAUGCUGUGUGCUCAUGAUAUAAGGCUUACAUGCGUACGGCAGUGCGGUUGUUACAGAAUAGAGAUUUUAUUUUUUUUGUUUGUGAGCACUAACUUUGCAUAGACUGCACAUCUGAAGGCUCACAGUCCAUUGCACAUAUUGCAUAGUGAAAUAACCCACAUCAUGACUGCACCCCCACCCCACCUCCCAGCUGCUCUCCACUUUAGACUCAAUUCAAAGCACUUUGUGAGGCCCCUCAGACACUCAGAGGUGCAGGUUCAGUCUGAUGGUUCUCCUGAUUCACGUACUCUUUACCCUCUCGUUUUGUCUAGCAUCUAUUUGAAAAUGUUUACAUUGUAAGUUCGUUCAUCUUGUGUUUUCCCCUCUUCAUUCUGUUACCCACACGCCUCCAUAUGCAUACGUGACAUAUUUGACAAAUAAAUUAUGGACUAUGGAAGCUA
Molecule: messenger RNA, 4451 nt
Organism: Scatophagus argus
Lineage: Eukaryota; Metazoa; Chordata; Actinopteri; Scatophagidae
Product: oxysterol-binding protein-related protein 2-like
Exons: 14
Coding region: 261-1664 (467 amino acids)
Cellular component (GO): intracellular membrane-bounded organelle; cytosol; membrane
Molecular function (GO): cholesterol binding
Source: RefSeq, a predicted model, not a curated record